Emys orbicularis (European pond turtle) is the source of this 1218-nucleotide messenger RNA. RefSeq names its product purinergic receptor P2X 3 (gene P2RX3). The record is from RefSeq and is a predicted model, not a curated record. Gene Ontology annotation, cellular component: plasma membrane; nuclear inner membrane. Lineage: Eukaryota; Metazoa; Chordata; Testudines; Emydidae. The transcript has 12 exons. Gene Ontology annotation, biological process: response to ATP; calcium ion transmembrane transport. The coding region runs from base 1 to 1218 and encodes 405 amino acids. Gene Ontology annotation, molecular function: ATP binding; extracellularly ATP-gated monoatomic cation channel activity; purinergic nucleotide receptor activity.
AUGCCCAUGCUCUCCUCCAGCAUGAACUGCGUAGCCGAGUUCUUCACCUACGAGACCACCAAGUCGGUGGUGGUGAAGAGCUGGACCGUUGGCGUGAUCAACCGGGUUGUGCAGCUGCUCAUCAUCUCAUAUUUCAUCGGCUGGGUGUUUCUCCAUGAGAAGGCGUACCAGGUGCGGGACACCUCCAUUGAGUCCUCUGUGGUGACUAAGGUCAAGGGCUUCGGCAAAUACACCAACAGGGUCAUGGACACGGCAGACUAUGUUACACCCCCACAGGGGACGUCCGUCUUCGUGAUCAUCACUAAGCAGAUUGUCACGGAGAACCAGGUGCAAGGCUUCUGCCCUGAGAGCGAAGUGAAGUACAGCUGUGCAUCUGACAGCGACUGCCAGAGGCCCGUCCCUACCACAGGAGGCGGAAUCCUGACUGGCCAGUGUGUGAACUACAACAGGAGUCUGCGGACCUGUGAGAUCCAGGGCUGGUGCCCGGCUGAGGUGGACACCGUCCAGGCGCCCAUCAUGCUGGAGGCAGAGAAUUUCACCCUCUUCAUUAAGAACAGCAUCCGCUUCCCGCUCUUUGACUUUGAGAAGGGUAACCUGCUGCCCAACCUCACGGCCCAGGACAUCCAGACGUGCCGCUUCCACCCAGUCACCCAGCCCUUCUGCCCCAUCCUGCGCCUGGGCGACAUCGUCCGCUUUGCCGGCCAGGAUUUUUCCAAGCUGGCCUCCACGGGAGGAAUUCUGGGGAUCAAGAUCGGGUGGGUGUGUGACCUGGAUCGCUCGUGGGAGCACUGCGUGCCCAGCUACACCUUCACCCGCCUCGACAGCGUCUCCGAGAAGAACAACGUCUCUCCCGGCUACAACUUCAGGUAUGCCAAGUACUACAGGCGGGAGAACGGCACUGAGUACCGGACCCUGAUGAAGGCGUUCGGCAUCCGUUUCGAUGUGCUAGUCUACGGGAACGCUGGGAAAUUCAACAUCAUCCCAACCCUGAUCAACACCGUGGCAGCCUUCACCUCCGUCGGGGUGGGCACUGUGCUGUGUGACAUCAUCCUCCUCAACUUCCUGAAGGGCGCAGAGCAGUACAAGGCAAAGAAGUUCGAAGAGGUGACGGAGGUGACCCUGCGCCACAGCGCCGUGUACAGGAGCAGCCAGAUGCUGGGAGGCCGGAACGACGAGAAGCAAUCCACCGACUCGGGGGCCUACUCCAUCGGCCUCUAG